Varanus komodoensis (Komodo dragon) is the source of this 453-nucleotide messenger RNA. It is a transcript of the gene NRN1, whose product is annotated as neuritin 1. The transcript has 3 exons. NCBI's taxonomy places the organism in Eukaryota, Metazoa, Chordata, Lepidosauria, Squamata, Varanidae. Gene Ontology annotation, cellular component: plasma membrane. The record is from RefSeq and is a predicted model, not a curated record. Gene Ontology annotation, biological process: neuron projection extension; nervous system development. The coding region runs from base 16 to 453 and encodes 145 amino acids.
UGUACUAAUUAUAGGAUGGGACUUAAGUUGAACGGCAGAUACAUUUCUCUGGUCCUUGCAGUACAACUAGCAUACCUGGUGCAAGCAGUCAGAGCAGCGGGCAAGUGCGAUGCGGUCUUUAAGGGCUUCUCGGACUGUGUGCUCAAGAUGGGCCAUAACAUUGCCAACUAUCCGCAAGACCUGGACGACAAGAGAAAUCUUGAAACAAUAUGCCGGUACUGGGACGAUUUCCACGCCUGCACCCUCACAGCCCUCACGGAUUGCCAAGAAGGGGUGACAGACGUCUGGGAAAAACUGAAAGAGAAAUCCAAAAAGCUCGACUACGAAGGCAAUUUGUUCGUCCUCUGCAGCAAAACGAAGGGGGCAGCUUCGUCCGUGGCGGCCUCCGCUUCCCUCCUGCUGCUGCUGCUGGCUCUCUCGGCCACGCUGGCGACUUACUUUUGCUUCGUGUAG